AUGGACAAAAUCAGAGAAAAGCUAAGCAACUUGAAGUUGGAAGCCGAAUCAUGGCAGGAGAAGUACGAGGAGUUGAAAGAGAAGAACAAGGACUUGGAGCAAGAGAACGUCGAAAAGGAGAAUCAGAUCAAGUCUUUAACCGUCAAAAACCAGCAAUUGGAGGAUGAGAUCGAGAAGCUGGAAGCGGGACUUUCUGACUCUAAGCAAACAGAACAGGAUAACGUUGAAAAAGAAAAUCAGAUCAAGUCCUUGACGGUGAAGAACCACCAAUUGGAGGAAGAGAUCGAGAAGUUGGAAGCAGAAUUGGCUGAAUCCAAGCAAUUGUCCGAGGACUCUCACCACUUGCAGUCCAACAACGACAAUUUCUCCAAGAAGAACCAGCAAUUGGAAGAAGACUUGGAGGAAAGCGACACCAAGCUAAAGGAAACCACUGAGAAAUUGAGAGAGUCCGACUUGAAGGCAGAUCAAUUGGAAAGAAGAGUAGCUGCCUUGGAAGAACAAAGAGAAGAAUGGGAAAGAAAGAACGAGGAAUUGACCGUCAAGUACGAAGACGCAAAGAAGGAACUGGACGAAAUUGCUGCAUCUCUGGAAAACUUGUGA
Molecule: messenger RNA, 600 nt
Organism: Saccharomyces cerevisiae S288C
Lineage: Eukaryota; Fungi; Ascomycota; Saccharomycetes; Saccharomycetales; Saccharomycetaceae
Gene: TPM1
Product: tropomyosin TPM1
Exons: 1
Coding region: 1-600 (199 amino acids)
Cellular component (GO): cytoskeleton
Source: RefSeq, marked reviewed